CACAAAAUGAUGAAAUUAGUGGUUCUUUCCUGCUUGGUGGCGUGCGCCAUGGCCUACGCUCCAAUUCUACCAUACAGCGCAUACCCAUACGCGUAUGGCGCUCCCUACGGAUACAAUGGUGCUUACGGCUUCGGGCCCCUCGCAUACAGCGGUGCUUAUCUGCAGCCUAGCAACUACCGUGGCCCUCUGUCCCUGGCUCCUGGCCAGCCCGCUGACACCCUUGGUGCUGACGGCAGGCCCCUGGACACAUUGGAAGUCAACUUGGACCGCUCCGCUCACUUGACCGCCAAGGCCCUCGACAGCGGUCUCCAUCUCUUGAAGAAGCGCUCCGUUGUGGCACCAGCAGUGGUGGCUCCCAUCGCCCCCAUCACCACCCCCCUGAUCACUCCCGCCACCCCCAUCACUUACGCCGCACCUGCAUACCCCGCAGCCCUCGCCUACAGCGCACCCCUCGCUGCGCCCUACAACUACCGCGGACCCCUGUCUCUGGCACCGGGACAGCCCGCCAACAUCCUCGCCGCUGACGGCAGGCCUCUCGACACUCUCGACGUCAACCUGGACCGCGCCGCGCAUUACACCGCCAAGGCCCUCGACAACGGAUUCCAUCUGCUGAAGAAGCGCUCCGUGCUCGCUCCAGUGAUCGCCGCCCCGCUGGCCCAUGUCGCUACCCCACUGAUCACGCCCGCUGUGCGUGUCGCCUACACCGCGCCCUACGCCGCUUCCUACAUCGCGCCUGUCGCCUACACCCGCACCGCCACACACGUCGCUCACGUCCUGUAAACUACAAAAUAGUUCUAAUAGCACAAAAGGAAAUAAAAUAAACGAAUUGAAAUAUUA
Molecule: messenger RNA, 837 nt
Organism: Papilio polytes (common Mormon)
Lineage: Eukaryota; Metazoa; Arthropoda; Insecta; Lepidoptera; Papilionidae
Exons: 2
Coding region: 7-780 (257 amino acids)
Source: RefSeq, a predicted model, not a curated record